Malaya genurostris is the source of this 2872-nucleotide messenger RNA. RefSeq lists its product as uncharacterized. The record is from RefSeq and is a predicted model, not a curated record. The coding region runs from base 776 to 2086 and encodes 436 amino acids. Lineage: Eukaryota; Metazoa; Arthropoda; Insecta; Diptera; Culicidae. The transcript has 6 exons.
AUCGCCAGUCUGUGUUGAGUUGCUGCCUCAGAAAGGUGCGCCGGAUUGUUUUCCUUCACGUUCUUUCGUGAAUAAGCCUUCCUUCUGAGAGGAGCACUGAAUAGUAAAUACAUACUCGCGCCUCAGCUCGGCCUUCGCGCUGCCCUGAGAACGUCGUCAGUUCGUGCCGCGUGCGCUCUCGUUGGAACCCAGUUGCUGGUAACGUUCGCCACCUCCAAUCAAGUCCCCGUAAUCGUCAAGGCGUACAAUAUCUGCUUUUUGCUGUGAUUUUUGUUUCUGUACUAUUUCUUCAUUUGAUUGCUGGAACCAUUCGCGUAUAAAAACUCCCGGGCUUUGCGGAUAGUGCGUGCGCAAUUAUCAUACUUUGUUUGUAGCCUAUAUCUAGCGAUUCUCAAUUCGCAGUGUUUUAUCCUAGUGCUGAUUAUCGGUAACGCAAAGUUGUUUUCGUAUCACCUUAAUUCGAUCUACGUUCGUGAUGUGAAAAAAAAAGUUUUAAAAAAUUGUGCGAUAAUUUGGUGGCCGCAGCAUGUACAGAACCAAAACGGGAAGAUACAAAAUGUUUUAAUACAACGGAAAUUUGUACUUCAAUGAAAGCAACGAAAAGAGUAACGCACAGUUUGUUACACAAUCAAAAGCGAGAAGAAAAAUUAUCGAUUGGCAAAUGUUUACAGUUUUCGUUUCUCAUCUCAUCUUAGCUGAAUACUGAUUGGUGAAAAUCAUCUGCCCAGAAGUGUUAAUUAAGUGCUUAGCUCGUCUAGAAAUCACCGCUCACGGGAUGGAUCGCUCCAAGAUCGGCCUGGCCUUUUUGGUCGGACUUUGUAUCAUCGUCGUCAGUCAUGCAAAAGCAACCCAUAAUAUAAUAUGUACGGAGGAUCAAAUGCGCGUUCAUGUGGCUCUACCGGCGAAUGAUUCCAGUACUUCAAUUUAUCUGGACGGUAUGAAAGGUUAUCCGGAGCCCAAAUGUAAACCGUCCAUCAAAGACACCCUGGCAGAGUUUCGACUGUCAUUGACCAACGUAUACGAGUGUGGUGUGACGAGAGUUGUGAAUAAACUUACCGGCAAAAAAGUAUUUUAUCAUCGAAUUAUAAUUGAGGGUGAUCAAGAGUUUGGCAAGGAGAUUGUCAAUGUAAAAUGCACCACUAACGGACCACUCUACAACGUAACCCAUGGAAUUGUUAAACGGGACGUACUGCCGGCAGGAUUCCAAGAACCAGAGUACGUUGGGCUAAAAUUACAUCACGUUACAUUCGAAUUAACUUUUGUAAAUUUUUCUAGGGACCUGGAAAUUACUUCCAACAUAACAGGAAGUGCACCGGAGCCGUCGCUAAGCAUCGCUGUGCGUCAAGGUGAUCAGUUGGUUUCUGGUGACUUGAACGUGAGUCCAGGAACGAACCUUCAAAUGGAAAUAUUUUUGGAUAAAAACUCCGCUCCUAUCUACGGCCUCGGGGUAAAUUACAUGCAAGUUACGGAUACUUUGUCUCAGGAGGAAACAAUCAUCUUCAAUGGAUGUUCGGUCGAUCCAUAUUUAUUUGAAAACUUCAACACUGUUGAUGGAGACCUGUUGACGGCAAAGUUUCGUGCGUUCAAAUUCCCGGAGUCUACUUACGUACAGUUUCGUGGGACCGUUAAUGUGUGUGUAGAUCGCUGUAAAGGAGUAAGCUGUGGCAACGGACAAAUCGCUUACGGUCGCAAGCGACGUGAAAUCAGUCAAAGCUUGACUGACCCGAACAAAGUGUAUGAAGUGACCAUGACCACUUUCAUCAAAGUCAACUAUGACGAAAGUGCCGAUAAGAGUGCCGCCUCGGAUAUCGAUCAGAAAUUUCGACAGCUGAAACUGGCAAAUCAAAAACUAGCCAGAAAUAGCCGUGCAGGAAAUGUGUUCGAAAGUAUUCAUGUGUCUAAAACUGCCGAUCCAAGCUCUAGUGAAAAUGCAAAGGUGGAAGAAACCAUUUUAUUCACCAGAGAAAUCAUUAGCCAGCCUGAAGAAAAUAGGGGAAUGAGUAGUAGUAGCAGCCGAUUGAAUUUAGCAGCUAGUUUCGCAGUUUUCUCACUACUAUCUCUAAUCGUGAAAAAUAUUUUCCUCUAAACUAACGAUUUCCUACUAAUGAUCUCAGUGAGUAACCUUUUCAGAAAAUAUGCAAACACAUAGGCAAACACACAAGCGCAACUAACUGCCUGAACAUUAAUUGAUAAUCUGACCCGACGAUGGCUCAAACUGAUACGCAAGAACUUGUAAAUAACUCGAUGUGCUAGAUCAUAAGAGAGAAAUGCGUACCGAGCAAGAAGUAAUGAAAUUGAAGGUUUUUAAUAUACUGGCGCAAAAUUUUAACGGCUUCAGAUUUUUAGUAGACUGUGUUUUUUAAAGCGAAUGAUUUUUACAAACAAAAUGUGAUUGAUUAAACUAUUGUACAGUUAUUCCGUGCUUCUACUAAUCGGCGAUUGAGGUAGUGUAGGUUGAAUUCAAACUAAAACUUUCAAUACAAUUCGGUAAACGAUAAGCAAUGUAAGUUAUACUAGUCUAAUAAAUUUAAAAUGGAAUUCAGCGAUGGCAGAGCUAGUGUAAAAUUGAAACGCGAAAUAAAAUUGAUCAAUAGAAUAAAAUAAAGCUAAGCGAAACAACGAAACCAUCGAUAAACGGGCCAUGUGUGAGAGUUGGAAUCUAACAAAAACUUACCUUUCUGGUGUCUUAGUACUGUUCAGUCUAACGUCUGCCUUACUUUAUCUAACGAUAGGAUGAUUUCCCGAUACUAAAUCCAACAACACGAAAGUUCGUCAUUCCACAGGUGGCCCGCUUAUUGCACGGUCUUAUAUAUGUAGUGACUAAGAAUAAUGUAAAAACAACUUAACUUACGACAAUAAAAUACUAACGAAA